Puccinia graminis f. sp. tritici CRL 75-36-700-3 is the source of this 3376-nucleotide messenger RNA. RefSeq lists its product as uncharacterized. Bases 159 to 2597 code for a protein of 812 amino acids. Gene Ontology annotation, molecular function: zinc ion binding. The transcript is spliced from 6 exons. Gene Ontology annotation, cellular component: cytoplasm. Lineage: Eukaryota; Fungi; Basidiomycota; Pucciniomycetes; Pucciniales; Pucciniaceae. The record is from RefSeq and is a predicted model, not a curated record.
ACCUGAAACCGGCAACAACAAAGACCAGCAAGAACAACGACGAAAGCUUCAAGUUUAUCAUCGACGCUCGACCUUCGAAAUUUCCAGCAGGAUAUUGAACAAAAAGCUGGCCAGGAAUCAGCAUCUCACUCGAUAAUCUUUGGUCAAUUUUAUUCACCAUGAGACUCGUGGCCUAUGGGGGUGUAUCCACCCUCUCAGCAACAUGUGCUGUCCUUGCUGCUUUCAGACAACGGGCUAACUUUUAUGCCGCCGCUGUCUACCUCAGCAAAAGUAAUGCAUGUAUGAUGAUCCUCUGUAACUUUGGUAUAUUCUGCACUAUCAUCCUUGCCAAAAUCCUUCAAUCGAUAUUCUUUGGUCAACUGAGAUUGGCCGAAAUCGAGCGUGUCAACGAUCGGUUAUGGUUCACCAUUAGUGAAACCCUAUUGGCCUUGGCUAUGUUUAGGGACGAAUUUGAUACCAGCUUUGUGGUCUUAUUUAUCAGCCUGAUCUUCGUCAAAUGUUUCCAUUGGUUGGCUGCCUAUCGAGUAGAAUGGAUGGAUCAAACAACCUCUCCACCUGGAAGAUUGUUCCAUGCACGAAUGAUAUCUGUCUUGUCAAUCAUUUGGGUCACUGACAUGCUCCUGAUUGCGUAUGCUACUGAAUCUGUUCUAUUACAUGGUCCAAGUGUGGUGUUGAUGUUUGAAAUGGAGUAUAUCAUCAUGCAAGUCACUUGCCUCUCCAUCAUCUGCAAAUACAUCCUCAAUUCUUACGCUCACUAUCGGGCUCAAGAACAUUGGGAAGGCAAAUCAACCUAUCAAUUCUACAUCGACCUCGCAACAGACUUUCUCAAGUUACUCACUUACAUCGGAUUCUUAUCGUUGACACUCACCUUCCACGGCUUACCCAUCAAUGUAUUGAGAGAUGUAUACUACACAUUCAGAUCAUUUAUCACCAAAUGUAACAAUCUAGUCCGGUUUCGUCAAGCCACUCGAAAUAUGAAUGAACGCUAUCCGAACGCUACUCGAGCAGAGAUGGAAUCACUGACUGACAAGACUUGUAUCAUCUGUCGAGAGGAUAUGGAGUUUAGGGAUGACCAUGAACCACAAGCUGGAGAUCCCGCACCGAACAACAACAAUAAUGGUACUGCACCAGCGGGUCCCAAUGAUACCCCCAAGAAACUUGUUUGUGGACAUAUUUUCCACUUUCACUGUCUAAGGAGCUGGCUAGAACGCCAACAAACCUGUCCCACUUGUCGACGGCCUGUGAUUCAAGCUCCACCCGCCACUCAAGUUGCACCGCAAAACCCCAAUGCAGCCGUUAACAGAGCGUUUGCAGCGGCAAUGGCAGCAGCUGGAGCCGGCCCUCCACCGAUCCCUCCCGCAAACCCAGCAGCUGCUCGAGGACAAGCUCCUGGGGCACCAUUAGGCCUACCCGCAGCUCAACCCGGCCAGCCACCACAUGCCGGCGCAGGAGACCCUACCCUGAUCGGCACUCGACCUGAUGGUACUCGACAAGACUUUCAUCAAAGAAUGCGUGAAUUUGAGCAACGCUUCGCUGCGGCCACUACUCCCAAUCCCGGAGGCCCCAACUCUGCGGCACCAGGGUCUAUCACCCAACUUAGGCAACAGGCACAGACAAGGAACAAUCCUUUGCUCCAAUUUGAUCUGUCGGCUCAUCCUACCCCAAGCCCUAGUAGACCCAUAGCUGGCCCCCACCACCUGAGACUCCGCACCAAUCCGGGCUCUCGUACUAGUAGUAACGGUUUCCCAACAUUCCCAUCUUCGCGAACAAGUGUGGAACGGAAGAAUUCUCAAACUUCUACGGACCAACCUCAAGCUGGAGCAACAUCCAAGGACCAAGCCAGCUCGUCAGCCAAACCCGCAACUAGUCUUCUGGUUACUCCGCGACCUCAGUCAGACGCACCAAAAGAUACAGUGGAAACAGCUCUACCUGCCUGUCCAGAAGACACGUCAACGCCAGGUGACUCUCACAAUGCCCAACAGCAGAGCACUACUAUCUCAUCCACAACCUCGACAGAACAAUCUUCAGAUAAAGAGCUCACUUCGCCUAAAUCACUCGACUCGGAAAGAAUCGCACCAGGUCUGGUACAGCCCGCCUCACUCGCAGAGAUGAGAAUUGAUUUUGGUGGAUUGAAAGAACAGAAGCCCCAACUGCCAUGUUUGAUCCCCUUAUUUGAUCAUCACCAACGGCCCUCUUUUGUCCCAGCCUCCUCGUCGUCGUCUUCUUCCACAUUCACCAACCAAGCACUUCUUCAGGAAUACCAACAGAAGAUCAUCGAGUUUGGCGGUAAAGGGCAUUCCGCGUCGUUUGUCGGUGAAGCGGGUGGUGCAAUCCAGGAUCCCAAGACGGCUCAGCUGCUCGAAAUCCAGAACAGUCUCGCCGAUUGUUGUGCUAAGUUGGCUCGGUUUAUGGCCCCUGACUCGGCACAACUACCAGCUGUCAAUCCCGCUGGAUCUCUCGAUGGACGUCCACGAUCAUCUUCUCAAUUGAACGAGAUAUCCAAGGAUGAUGGAAACGUUUCCGGGAGUCAGGGCGCAGAGGAUGAAGUCCAGGUGGAUCAGGUUGGGAAAGGCAAGGGCAAGAGCGAUGGACAAUGAAUGCGUUUUUAACAUAUCUCCUCGUAUUUCAUCCUUAACACCUUGAUCUACCACUUCCUCUUCUUCGGCCGGCGUCCCUACUCUUCCCACACCCCUCUUCUCUCAUUCAGCUCACUGUGUUCUUGUUUCCAUCUAUCUUACGGAUCUCUUUUUUUCCAAUUCUGCUUUCUCUAAUCCCAUUCUAUCUCUCUCUCUCUGUCUCUUACAUAUGCAUCAGCUCUCCCCCUUUCCUUCUCUUUUUGCCUCCCCCUGUUCAAGAAAAACGGAAGGAGAAGAAAAAAAAAAUGCUGCUUUUUUUGACUUUGUGAUGUUUGUUCUUUUCUAAAAAUGUACAUAUACGUAUACAUACAUACUUUUAUAUAGCCUUUUUUUCAUGAAAAUAGAUAGGUGCUGAUUGAUCGAUCAAUAUCCAACAAACAAAAAAAGAAUCCAGUCAGGUUAUACUGAAAAAAACAAAUGCAAUAAACAAUAAAGAAUGUGUUUAUGAUGAGGUCAUAAGAGAAUCUAUGUUUGAAAUUUCGGCGGUUCUACAUACACUACCUGACUUGAUGAGCCUUCUUAUGAUGACAACAGCCGAAAUUCUCUGAAAAAAUGCAUGAGUGACUGUGUCUCCUGGGCGGUUCAUCCGUACUUUGUGUGUGUCACUGUCACUUUGGGAAUGACCGAAUAGGAAGUGAUUGGAGUGGGAUGAAGUGCUCCAAAUGUAUUACAUUCUUACAGGUUGGUGGAAUCUGUGGGCAGCUUCCGAGUUGCGGUUGAGAUCACCAAAUUGAUUUGUG